Leptosia nina is the source of this 7746-nucleotide messenger RNA. Lineage: Eukaryota; Metazoa; Arthropoda; Insecta; Lepidoptera; Pieridae. The record is from the annotation of a GenBank genome assembly.
AUGCUGGAGUGGAUCGUUAACCACCGCACAGCGUUUCUGUCGUCAUACGUGGAAAUCGGACGUUCAUGUACUGCAGCUAAACGCCUGCAAGAGGAACACGCUAGGUUUGCAGCAGCUUGCACCGGCGGUGGUCGGCCAAGUGUCGCUCGUGUAACAGCUGCUGCAAGAAGACUCGCUGACAAACGGCAUUAUGCCGAAGCACAAAUCACUGCGCUUGCGCAUCGCCUUGAACGAGCUUACAAACAACUAUCUGCGGGUCUGGAAGAACGUUCAGCAGUGCUAUCUCUAUCGGUGGUGUUCCACCACAAAGCUGAGGCAUACGCCUCCGCUGUGGGCGGGUGGGGCGCACAAUGUGCUGUCGCGUUACAAUUGGCCACCGGUCAGGGCGGAGCACCCUGUAACGAUCCGAGGGCGCUGGAACAACACGCGCAGAGGCACCGCCAGUUGUAUGAACACAUGUGUCAAGCGUACACUGAAGUACAUUCCACUAGCAAGAAGUUGCUAUACCAACUUGAUCAUUUAGUUCAAGUUUGUCAUCAGACAGACCCAGCUGAUUUGCAAAAAGACGGCACAGUAAGUUCAGCUGGUAGCAGUGGAGGUGAUCCAGCCGCUGACUAUAGUUCGGGGGCUAACCAUGUGUUGGCAGUGAUACAUCAGAUCUUGGGUCACCAUAGGGCUCUAGAAGCCAGAUACCAUCAAGCGAGACUUAAGUUACAUCAAAGACUCGCUUUGCUGCUGUAUAAGGAAGACUGCAGACAGGUCCUCGAUUGGUUGACGAACCACGGCGAAGUAUUUCUACAGAAGAAUACUGGUAUCGGAAGAAAUCUUCACAAAGCAAGAGUGUACCAGAAAUCACAUGAACACUUUGAGAAUGUUGCACAGAAUACAUACACGAACGCAGAAAAGCUCCUAUCAGCAGCCGAAGAAUUAGCCAGAUCUGGUGAAUGUGAUCCUGAAGAAGUGUUGGGCGUUGCGCGUGAAUUGGAAGCACAUGUGGCAGCUUUUGCAGCAAGGGUUGACAGGCGAAGAAGACGGCUAGAUCUUGCUGUUCUACUUUAUACGCAUGAGAAAGAGCUUCUGCAAUGGCUAGAGACGCUGCGGAGUGGCGGUGGAGUAUGUCCAGCAGAUGAUAGUCCAGAAGCAGCACGCCGAGCCCUGGAGCAAUGUGCUCAACAUCGUGCCGCCAGUUUAGACGCGUGCGCAGCUACUAUUGCACAGGGAGAAGCGUUAUUGCAAGAUUUGAGAUCAUCUGGCGACUCGGACACAGCAAGCACGUCUGCUGUCGAAACGACCCUGGAACGCUUGCGGGGUACUCGUAGCGCACUCGAGGAGUUGUGGUCAGAUCGUGAGAGGCGACUUGAGCUUACACUUCAGCUGAGACACUUCGAAAGGGAUGCGUUAGAGGUAUCAUCGCGACUUGAACUAUGGGGAGACGAGCUACAGCGCAGUGAACCACCACGAGAUCCUCAGCAAGCAGAGCAAGCACUCGCAGCGCACAACGAAAGCGUGGCUAGGAUGCAACAUGCCACCUUCCAGGUAGUGCAACAAGGUCAGGAGUUAGCAGCGGCGAUAGCGGAAGCGUCAGACGUGAUGGCGUCCAGCUCCGACAGUUCCGAGGGUGCCCCGCUAGAUGCGCAGGCGCGAGUUCAAUUGCUGCUGGAAUUCCUCCAUGACCGUCAGCUGGACUUAGAAGAGCUUGCCGAAGAACGGCGGGCCAGAUUUGAACAAUGCGUUCAGCUAGGUCAAUUCCAAAAGGACGCCGCCCAAGUGGUUAGCUGGAUACGAAACGGGGAGGCGAUGCUGGCUGCCUCUUUCUCCAUUCCAGGGACGUUGUCUGAAGCUGAGCAGUUGAAACGUGAGCACGAUCAAUUCCAGGUGGCUGUUGAGAAAACUCACGCAAGUGCUGUACAGGUGAAGUACAGGGCAGACGCGCUACGUGCCGCCAAUCAUUAUGACCCGCAUACAAUCAGAGAAAUUUCCGAAGAGGUGACUGAAAGGUGGCAACGUCUAGUGACGUGCGCUGAAGAACGUCACAAGUUGGUCACCGCAUCUCUGAACUUCUAUAAGACGGCUGAACAAGUUUGCUCCGUACUUGAUUCCCUGGAACGAGAGUACCGUCGCGACGAAGACUGGUGCGGUUCUGGUGCUGCUAUUUCCACUAUAACAUCUGAGGAUACGCAGAGUCAGACACAGAACUUGGAUAAGGCGGCUCAGGUGGCAGCACUAAUAGUGAAGCACGGCGAACAGAAAGAGGCGUUCCUAAAAGCAUGUACGCUCGCAAGACGUACCGCGGAGACAUUCCUGAAGUAUGCAGCGCGGUCUGCCCAAGUGCACGGGCAGACAGCGGCCGCGAGCAAGGCACAUCAUGAGCAGACUCGUGCUAUACUUGAUACUCUGCUUUCACAGGAGAAUAAGGUACUAGAACAUUGGACAGUUCGCAAGAAGCGUCUGGAGCAGUGCCAACAAUUCGCGUUGUUCGAGCGUUCAGCGCGUGCUGCUGUAGAGUGGAUCCGCGAAACGCAAGAGCGUUGCGGUGCUGCUGCGGCUGCAGCAGCUGCUGGAGUUGCUCGGGAGAGCAGAGAGAGGGUACGACUUUUGGCACAGCUAGCUGACGGCCUCGUGGAGAAGGGGCACCCCCAUGCCGUACAGAUUAAGGAGUGGGUGGCCGCUGUAGAUGCUAGAUAUGCCGAGUUCAGUGGUUCUAUGGAGGGCGGUGAAGUGGAAGUCGAAAGCGAUUCGGGGAUGGCACCCUCUCUAGCCUCUACGCAUUCUGAAAGCGAAGUUCGAGGGGAGACACAACCUCCCGCCUCCGCUGAUGAGAAGAGACGUAGUGCAAGACGCAAAGAAUUCAUAAUGGCGGAGUUGCUGCAAACUGAACGCGCAUACGUAAAAGAUCUUGAGACGUGCAUCACUGGAUAUCUUCGUGAAAUGCGCCAAGACCCAGCCUCUGUUCCAGCGCCGUUGCAGGGCAAGGAGGAACUGAUAUUUGGAAAUAUAGAAGAGAUCCAUCGUUUCCACGAGCGUAUAUUCCUUCGGGAGCUGGAUAAAUAUGAAGCAUGGCCAGAAGACGUAGGACAUUGCUUCGUCACUUGGGCGAGACAGUUCGAUAUGUAUGUGUCGUACUGUCGCAAUAAACCCGACAGUAAUGCAGCGGUCGUGCAACACGCUGGAGACUACUUUGAAAGGGUUCAACGAAGGAAAAAGUUAGAGCACCCGUUAGCGGCGUACCUCAUCAAGCCGGUACAGAGAAUUACGAAGUACCAACUUCUUUUGAAGGAUCUUCAAGCUUGCUGCGCUGAAGGUCAAGGGGAGAUUAAAGACGGAUUGGAGGUUAUGCUGUCCGUGCCGAAGAAAGCCAACGACGCCAUGCACCUUUCAAACCUCGAGGGUUGUGACGUACCAACGGACAGUCUCGGUGAAGUAGUGCUACAAGACUCCUUCCAAGUCUGGGACCUGCGUCAGAUCAUCAAGAAGUGUCGGGAACGGAGGGUAUUCCUCUUCGACCUGCAUCUACUCCUCGCCAAAGAGGUGAAAGACACUCACGGGAAAGCCAAAUAUAUAUACAAAACGAAAUUUAUGACUUCUGAACUCGGUGUAACGGAGCACAUAGAAGGCGACGAGUGCAAGUUUUCUGUUUGGACCGGCCGUGAACCGAUGGCCAGUGACUGUCGAAUCAUGCUCAAAGCUCCCUCGUUGGAGGUCAAACAAACUUGGGUGCGGAGAUUACGCGAAGUCAUACAAGAAACAUACUUCAACAAAGCUCUACCACCACGAAGUCCAGCGCGCGUCCGACCCACCAGCUCACAACGAUCAAGCAGAGACUUCGACGAUACAGACACAGAGAAUCUUGACCGCAAUUCGCUCGCUUCAUUCGGGAGCGGCAACACAACAGACUCGGACAAGUGGCACCAGCGUCGCGCGCCGCACCGGACGAGGCGGGCCGCGACCGCUCCCCUCUGCCCGCUGCCCGCGAUGAAUACCACCCCGCCGCACCCCUCACCUGCGCUCGCCAAACCGAACAAGAGCCGGCGCAAAAUAUCUCUACCAUGGUUCCGACAGAGUUCUGUCAGCUCGCCGCAUGCCACUCUCUCGCGACAGCACACCAUUGAUACGCCGAGCUCGUUCCAUGCACGUCUACUUAAGGGUGGCCGCAACCGACAGGCUGGGCCUGAGAUGACAUGGGUCGUUGCCGAGCACACAUCAGGCGGUGCUGGGGAGUUGUCAGUAUCCAAAGGCCAGCAGGUGGAGGUCUUAGAGGCCUGGCAGUCAAGACCGGAGUGGUGGCUCGUAAGGAUUCAUGGCGACCCACCACAGGAAGGCGCUGUACCGGCUCAGGUCUUGAAGCCGCAGCCCCACCAGAAAACAUCACCUUCGAGGCAACCUAUGCCCGCCGGUGAUGAAGCCAUAGAGGCCUCGACUUCGGACCCGGGAGGCGUGAGUGCCGCUAGCCCAGGAAAACAUAGGAAGGGAAUAAUACCGAGGAGAUGGAUCCCGAAGCCGAACAAGUCACAAGGAAAAGCUGAAAAGACAUUAGCGGGAGCUAAGUCGCCCGCGGAGAAGCCUGCCCUCAAAAAGGUUCCAUCAGAAAAGAAAAUUAAGAUACCAUACAGUGAUAACGGUCGAACAGACGACGUCGGGGAAGGCAGCGUUGGAACAGCGCUGGAUGAAGCCGAAGAUGACGUGCCAGAUGUGGAAUUACCACCACCGAUGAAACCCUUACAGAAUCCGCAAGCUGUACUUCAACAGGCGCCGACACCAACUACAGCUGCAUCGGUUCCCACUACACGAAACUCGUUGGCAAUGGACCCCCUGGAACCUAACGGUGGUCCCGCCGAUAUCGCCGAGAUAGAACAGAUUGUCAAGGAAAAAAUGGAACAACACGGCGGCACUGCAAGUACAUCCGGUCGUGCCGGCGACGGUGAAGACGAGGACAGCACGGCGACACCCGUAGCUGAAAGCCGCGAGGCCACACUCAAGAAACGUGAAUAUGUACUCCGUGAGCUGUAUGAGACAGAGGAGGUGUAUGUCUCGGAUUUGCGCCUGGUCUGCGAGGGAUAUAUUAAACACAUGACGGAUCCCAACGCGGACCCACCAAUACCGGAAGGACUCCGCGAUCGUCGCUUGCGCAUGAUCUUCGGCAACAUCGAGGCCAUCUACGAAUGGCAUCGCGAUAAAUUCCUGCGAGAGCUGGAGUCGUGCAUCGAGUCGCCUGAGCUUCUGGGCCCGCUGUUCCGCCGUUUCCUGGAGAAGAAGAUGUUCCUCUACGAGGCGUAUUGCCGUAACAAGCCCGUCUCCGAGUACAUUGUUUCGGAGCACGAGCACUACUUCCAGGACCUGCGACACAAACUGGGACAUAAACUUCAGCUGGGCGAUCUUCUAAUCAAGCCGAUCCAGCGCAUACAGAAGUACCAUUUACUUGUGAAUAAAAUCCUGAAGUAUACAGAGGUCGCCAACGAGCCGCCCAACGUCAUAGACUCCCUUCGUGACGCUGUGCAAUGCACCUCCAUCAUACCAAAAAAUGCUAACGAUAUGAUGGAUGUUGGACGCCUGCAAGGCUUUACGGGGAACAUAGCGGCGCAAGGCAAGUUAUUGUUCCAAGAGCCGCUGAUCGUGUCUGAAGGGACAAACGACAAAGGAAAGGAGCUGCACGUGUUUCUAUUCCAGCAGUGUAUGAUAUUCACUGAGCCAGUGGGAAAAAGGACGCAGUUCACAAGCCCUACUUACCACUACAAGGCUCAUGUACAGGUCAACAAAAUGUGCCUUGAACACGAGGAGGGGAGCAAUGUGUUCAUAGUGCACUCGAAGUCGAACAAGCCACGCUCGUUCGUUUGCCGCGCUGCUGAGGGCCGCCGACAGCAUUGGAUCAGCACUCUUUCCAGCAUUCUGGAAUCGCAGCUCAUAUUCGGCAGGCGUCUUGAGAACCCCAGCGCUUUUAUGAACGACGAGCCGUCGCGGGAGCCAUCCGCUGAUUGUUGGUGGGGGAUACGGAAGGCGGAAAGUGUAUCGCCCUCAUUGGGCGACAGACUGGCACCAGAGUUAGGCACGAGGACUCAGCGGCCACAUGCAAAGGCCAACACUAUUAAUCUACCGACGAGCGCAAGGGACGACCACAAGAAGGCCACUUCUGCUGUGAGCCCGACCUCACCGCCUCAUGCUAAUGGUCUAUCCAAAAGAGCUUGGGGUUUGAAGCUUCGUCGCGGCGGCAGCGCAAGCGGACCGGGCGAGCCCAGUGACGGUGUGGUCACAGAACUUCGUCCACCCGAACUGAUAGAACCGGCUACGGACGUAACUGUAGCACCCGGAGCAACAGCAGUACUCUCAUGUCGGGCGAACGCCACUCGCGCUACGGCUUCUUGGAGAAAGACAGCACCGGAGACGCGAGCUCUAAGACACGGUGGUCGCUUCGCUAUCAGCCUAGCUGCCGAUGGCCUAGCCUCUUUAACGAUUCACGCGUGCCGCGCGUCCGAUGCCGGCGUCUACUGCUGUCUCGUCGGCAACGAGCUGGGUGGAGUUCAGUCGUCUGCGCGGCUCACUGUUGGUUCUGGUGGUACGCCUGGUAUUCCGGCGGUGCGAGCGCAUCCAGGUGGUGGUCUAGUCGUGCACUGGGACGAGCCUGAAGCGGCACAUUUAGAAUACUGCCGCGUGGGGGAGGGGGAGUGGCGUAGAGCAACUGAAACCCCAGCAGCGGCUAACACAUUGGCCUUAGAAGAACUACCUGCUGGUCAAUACAGUUUCCGCCUGAUCUGCGCUCGGAGUAACGCUGCGGGUGCAGCUUCCGAACCAGCGGCUUGUGGUGGUGGCGGUGGUUGGCAAAGAGAACAAUUCUCGAGGAGAUACAAUAUAGAGGAGGAGAUAGGGCGCGGUCGGACUGCUCGCGUACUAGCCGCCAGAGACACUGGGACAGGACAGCGGGUAGCCUUGAAACAGGUGGUAGCUGGUCGAGGAGCGGACGCGAUGCGCGAAUACCGAAUAUUGUCCCGUGGUGCCCACGGCGCUGUGGUUCGUGCUCUAGCUCUAUUCGCUGAGGUACCACGCGCCGGAGCACACACGAUAGUACUUGAAAUGGUUGCUGGUGGCGCCCUCCUAGAUUGGGCCGCGUCUUCCCCGCAAACUUAUACGCAACGAGCUGUCGCGAUGCACACUAAACAGCUCCUAUCAGCACUUGACUGGCUGCAUUCCAACAAUGUUGCUCAUCUUGACGUGAGGCCUGAAAACAUCCUCGUGGAACUAAGUGGUGCCCAGCCACAACUGAAGAUAGUAGAUUUCGGUUCGGCGGUGGAAAUGAGUGCGACGGAGGCAGAGGGAAGCCGGGCCGCGACGGUGUUGCCACCUGCGCCAGCGCAACUCGAGUUUGCGCCGCCCGAGUGUGUGCUUGGUCGUCCACCAGCACCCGCUUGGGAUGCUUGGGCCGCUGGGGUCUUCCUCUAUGUGUUCCUCACUGGGUUGUCACCUUUUCUGGACGAGUCUAUCGAAGAGACGACAGCGAAUAUAAUCAAAUGUGAUUAUUGUUUUCCGCCGGAGCACUGGACCGGUAUAGAGGAGAGAGCACAAAGUCUAAUCAGGUCAUUACUAGACUCCACUCCAUCCAGACGGCUCACUCCUAAGGAUGCCCUCACAGACUCCUGGUUUGAAGAGGCACCAAGUACGACACUGUCAGCACAGCAACUUAAAACCUUCUUGGACCGGCGACGUCCCUCUGGUCAUGGUAACGCAUUACACUCUCUCCGGUCACCGAACGACACUUGA